This is a messenger RNA of Blepharisma stoltei, 480 nucleotides long. NCBI's taxonomy places the organism in Eukaryota, Ciliophora, Heterotrichea, Heterotrichida, Blepharismidae. The record is from the annotation of a GenBank genome assembly.
AUCUGCCAUCAUAGAGAUUGAAAAUUUUCCAUGCAUUAGCCAUUGUUCAUGUAUAUAAGAAAACAGGAGUGUUUGCUAAUGCAGAAAUUCCUAAUCUCUAUAAAUGGAUAUAUGUCUUUUGUAAGUAUAUUUUUCGGCAUAGGUACCCUUAUACUUGGAUACACCUGGCUGAAAUUCGAGAUUGCCAAGCCUAUUUCACAGAUUCCAAUAAUACUCAAAGGAAUACCUGAAGAGCCAUUUUUUCAUGUAGUUUUCAUGCUUUUAGGAGUCUACAUCUUGCUAUGGAUAAUUUGGGAAUAUUUCUCAAACCGCCCAAGUGUUUUAGUCAAAUCACAUUCAAAGAAAAUAACCCCGCAGGAGUAUGAGCUACAGAAAAACGUUUAUACAAGAGUUGAACUAGCUAGACUUUUAAGAUCACCUGAAUAUGGACAAUUUAAUCAAAAAGAAGCGCGAAAUGCCGAAGGAAAUCCAGGAAAUUAA